This is a messenger RNA of Podospora anserina S mat+, 867 nucleotides long. RefSeq lists its product as uncharacterized. The coding region runs from base 1 to 867 and encodes 288 amino acids. Gene Ontology annotation, biological process: potassium ion transport; proton transmembrane transport. The transcript is spliced from 2 exons. Lineage: Eukaryota; Fungi; Ascomycota; Sordariomycetes; Sordariales; Podosporaceae. The record is from RefSeq and is a predicted model, not a curated record. Gene Ontology annotation, cellular component: mitochondrial inner membrane.
AUGCGUCUUUACCUCUUGCCCAUCUCCACGAGACGGACGCUGCUUUACUGCCAAAAGCUAGACGCGCCCGCAACACAGAAGCAGACGUGGGGGGAUUGGCUCCAGGGCAAAGCGGCGCGCACAUGGUCCGACUGGGAGCAGAAAGAGAAGGGCUGGCAAAAGAAGGUCGUCAGCUACGGCAACUACGCGCUCCGCCGGAUCCCCUACGAGGAAUGGGGUCUCAAGUCGGUGCCCCCGCUCUCCCAGCGCAGGAAGCAGGUCGAGCUGCGGGGCGAUGAGAAGGUCGAGGUGGUGUAUCCGAAGAGCCUGUUGCCCCUGGGGAAAGUCUCCAAGAUCCUGGAGGCCUUGGCCACCGAGAGGGAAAGCUUGCACAAGCAGAGGUUGGCGUGGUGUUUUGUUGGCAUGCCCGUCACGAUACCCAUUGGGCUGCUCCCCGUAAUCCCCAAUCUUCCCUUUUUCUAUCUCAUCUACCGUGCCUGGUCUCACUGGCGUGCCUACGCAGGAGGGAAGCACAUCCAGUUCCUACUCAAAAACAACCUCCUAACCUACACCCCAUCCCCCGUGGUGGACGCUGUAUAUGCCGGUCAAGAGCAGCCGCUGCCGUCCACGCCAGAGCCAACCACCAGCCCGAACGCGGAACUGCUCGGUAACGAGAAGGUCCCAGGGCCUGAGAAUCCUCAUCCAGAGGGGGAGACCAUGCUGCUGAAUCAGGCCAACGGGCGGAAGAUGACCCAAGCGUUGGACCUACCGCAGUUGGAAAUCGAAUUGGAGAGGGCCAUCUGGCAGGUGGAAACGGCGGUUCAGCUCAGCAAGGAGGACAUUGCCGAGGAAAAUUCAAGGGGUGGCGAUGAGAAAAAGACGCAAUGA